Messenger RNA from Xiphophorus maculatus (southern platyfish), 701 nucleotides. Its product is annotated as ferritin, lower subunit-like. Gene Ontology annotation, molecular function: ferrous iron binding; ferric iron binding. The record is from RefSeq and is a predicted model, not a curated record. NCBI's taxonomy places the organism in Eukaryota, Metazoa, Chordata, Actinopteri, Cyprinodontiformes, Poeciliidae. The coding region runs from base 173 to 697 and encodes 174 amino acids. The transcript has 5 exons. Gene Ontology annotation, biological process: intracellular iron ion homeostasis; iron ion transport. Gene Ontology annotation, cellular component: cytoplasm.
GCCAUUGUAAUGUUGUGUAAUCUGUUGAAGUAAAGCGUUGUUUAAAGAUAAAGUUUGUUUUUAGUCCAUUUUAUGAGCUAACGAUGCUAACCGCUCAUUUGUUUUCGUCGUCAUUGUUAGCUUGUGGGAUUAGCCUGCUAGCUUGAGCUGCAGCCUCCAGGUGCUUUCAGAAAUGCAGACUACAGUGAAACAAAACUACCAUGCAGAGACUGAAGGCGACACCAACAAGCUCAUCAAUCUGAAGCUCAGCGCUUCCUACACCUACCUUGCCCUGGGGAUGUAUUUUGACAGGGAUGAUGUCGCAUUGCCACACUUCUCCUGUUUUUUCCUGGAGCGCUCCAUGAAGGAGCGGGAACAGGCUGAGAAGCUGCUGGAAUACCAGAACACCAGAGGAGGCCGGAUUCUGCUUCAGACCAUCGCUAAACCGAGCAGGGAGGACUGGAGAGACGGUCUGGAUGCGUUGACCUUCUCCCUGGAAUACCAGAAGUCCCUGAACACUUUCAUCAUGGAUGUUCACCGCAGAGCCGACGGCAACAAAGACCCACAUCUGUGCGACUUCCUGGAGCGGGAGUUCCUCGUCGACAGCCAUGACACCAUCAAGAAGCUGGGCGACUACAUCGGCAGUCUGACCCGCCUCACCACCUCCGACCCGCACGGCUCCAUGGCAGAUUACCUGUUCGACAGACACACCCUCUAAAAAA